AUGCGGCCCCGCCGAGCCCCGCUGGCGGCGCUGCUGGUCGCCGCAGCGUGCCCUGCGCUCGGGCUGGACAACGGCGUGGGGCGGCUGCCGCCGUUGGGCUACAACACGUGGAACGACUUGGGCUGCACGCACCUCAGCGAGGACGGGGUGCUCUCGACCGCGCGCUCGCUGGUGUCGACCGGCCUCCGCGACCUGGGCUACCGCUACGUGAACCUCGACGACUGCUGGCACGACCCGAGGGGCCGCGACCCGCAGACGGGGCGGCUCCGGGAGGACCCCGCCCGCUUCCCCUCCGGGCUCCGCGCGCUGGGCGACGCGCUGCACCGCAUGGGCCUGAGGUUUGGCAUUUACACAGACCGCGGCAGCCGAACGUGUGCGGGCUUCCCUGGGAGCCUUGGGUACGAGGAGCUCGAUGCAGAUACUUUCGCAGAGUGGGGUGUGGAUUACGUCAAGGAGGACAACUGCCAUUCCAACACCUCCAUGAGCGACCUCGGAACCACGUUCCAGCAGUUCGGCUUGUUGCGCGAUGCCCUCAACCGCACCGGCCGCCCAAUCUUCUUCUCAGUCUGUGGUGGCGGCGACCAGUAUCCGAUGGCGAACCUCUCCUACUACGCCACGGACCCGCGCGGGGGAGAAGCUCUGGCGAACUCUUGGCGCAUCAGCUCGGACUGCAUCGAGUGGCACACGUGCCAGAACGCGUAUCAGGUCGCCGCCUCGCUGGGGAGGGCCGCGGGGCCGGGCGGCUUCAACGACCCGGACAUGCUGCUGGGCUCUUCUGCGCACGCGGCGCGCACGCUGUCGAGGGCGCGCAGCCGGACGCAGUUCGGCAUCUGGUCCAUCCUGAUGGCGCCACUGCUGCUGGGCUCUCCGGUGGGCCGCCUGGACGAGUACGACCUCGAGACGUACUCCAACGCGGAGGUGCUGGCCGUGAACCAGGACGCGCUGGCGCGGCAGGGCAGGCUUCUCACGCCGGUCGGCGCCUGGCAGUCCGUCUGGGCGCGGGAGCUCCUGGGUGGGGACUGGGCACUGCUGCUGCAGAGCGACCACUGGUUCUCGAUCGCCGAGGUCGCCUGCGACGCCUCCUGCUGGGCCCAGCUGGGGAUCGCGAACGGCACUGCCUUCGCGGUGAGGGACCUGUGGCUCAACGGGCCCGCAGAGCGGCCCGUCGCCGUGGCGGGCCAGGCGUACGCGCUGCCGGUGCCGCCGAGGGGCGGGAGCCGGAUGUUGCGGCUCUCCCCGCGGGCGCUCGCGGCGGCCCUGGCGGGGGACCAGGGCAGAGCGGCCCUGCGCGAGGGAUCGAAGCCGCAGGGCGACCUGCUGCACGUUUAG
This is a messenger RNA of Prorocentrum cordatum, 1329 nucleotides long. Lineage: Eukaryota; Dinophyceae; Prorocentrales; Prorocentraceae. The record is from the annotation of a GenBank genome assembly.